GGAGCGCGGCGUGGCCACCUUUGAUUUCCUGCGGGCGGCUCGCCCCGACGGGCUGGGCGCCGCCGCCGCGGCCGCCGCCGCGGGCAUGGCCAAGCCGGUAGACCACGUGAAGCGGCCCAUGAACGCCUUCAUGGUGUGGUCGCGGGCGCAGCGGCGCAAGAUGGCCCAGGAGAACCCCAAGAUGCACAACUCGGAGAUCUCCAAGCGCCUGGGCGCCGAGUGGAAGCUGCUGAGCGAGGCCGAGAAGCGGCCCUUCAUCGACGAGGCCAAGCGGCUGCGCGCCAUGCACAUGAAGGAGCACCCCGACUACAAGUACCGCCCGCGCCGCAAGCCCAAGACGCUGCUCAAGAAGGACAAGUUCGCCUUCCCCGUCGGGCCCUACGGCCUCCCCGACGCCGCCGACCCGCACGGCCACCCGCUGGGCGCCCACCACGCCGCGCUCAAGGCCGGCGCCCUCCACGCCGCCCCGGACCUGCUGGCCAACCCGGAGAAGGCCGCCGCCGCCGCAGCAGCCGCCGCCGCCCGCGUCUUCUUCCCGCCGUCGGCGGCCGCCGCCGCCGCCGCCGCUGCUGCCGCGGCGGCCGGCGGGCCCUACUCGCUGCUGGACCUGGGCUCCAAGAUGGCAGCGGAGCUCUCCUCGGGCGGCGGGGCCGGCGGCGGGGCCGGCUCGCCCGCCGGGCUGCCCUACGCCGCCUCCUCGCUGGCCUACCCUACGGGCGGCGCCUUCCACGCGGCGGCGGCGGCUGCAGCGGCGGCGGCGGCGGCGGGCGGGGGCCACACGCACUCGCACCCCUCGCCCGGCAACCCCGGCUACAUGAUCCCCUGCAACUGCAGCGCCUGGCCCGGCCCGGGCCUCCAGCCGCCGCUGGCCUACAUCCUCCUGCCGGGCAUGGGCAAGCCCCAGCUGGACCCCUACCCCGCGGCCUACGCGGCGGCCCUAUGACCUCCCCGCCCGCCCCCGGCGCCCCUCCGGCGAGGAGCCGGGGGCCACGGCAGCUGCGUGCCGUUCGGACUCUAGCCGGCCCUCCGCGGAUCUGCGCUGCUGGCUGCCGGGCCGGAGAAGGUGCGCGCCGUCCAUCCAUCCCGAGCGCCGAGCGGGCCUGGCGCGGUGUCGCCCUUGGCCCGUUCCUUGGGGGGGGGGGGGCGCUUUCCCUUCCUUCUCCCUCCGCGCUGCUGGCGCCCCGAUCCGCAGCAGGUCCGGCGCCCUCCCGUCCGAAGCUGGCUGGUCUUCUUCCCGGGCCCUGUUCCGAGACUCGCCUCUUCCUCCGAGGAUCGAACGGAGGCAUUGGAAAGAAAAGGGGCCCCAGAAAGCCCCGGAGAGAGUCCGAGGAGAGUGUUCCGUCGGGAGAGAAGCCCGAACGCCUGCCUGCCCCGUCUCGCCUAAAGACUGUAAAUUUGUACAUGAACGAGGGAACUUUAGGUGUCCGCUGGCUUCGCUGUAUAUUUGACUCCUUCCUUCCUUUCGGCUGGGAUCCUAAGCCCACACUGCCUUGGAAUUAGGUCUCGCUGUAAUCAAGGGGACUUACUUCCAAGCACCCGUGUGCCGGGGUCGUGGGGAUGCCGGAUUAAUUACGCGCGCGUGUUUUUUUUUCAAAGAGUUUUUUCGCGCAAAUUUUUGAAAAGUGCGGAUCCCUUUGGGGAUCGCGAUUUGAUUUAGAUUUUUUUUUAAAAAAAAAAUCAGACUUCUUGUCUGAGGGAUAAUGAUAUAUUUAUUAUGAUGGAGGUGUGCCCCAAACCGCUGCCUUUCGAGGGACCACAGGUACUGGCCUUUCUUUCCGACCUUUUCUCCCAGCGACGCCUACAGAGUUCAGACGUGAUUUGAAAGUCACCCGAGUUGGGUGGGUUUUUUUAAAAAAGCACUAACGAUUCAGUUGCAGCGAACGACCGUGGAGGGGGCGGGCGGCUUGUUUCAAGGAAACGAGCAAUUUUCGUUGACUUUUGUCAUCUGUAUAUUUGGAUUAAUGUUUGUGAAGCAAGUGGCCUAACCUGUAUUUAGUUUAAUUUUUAUUUUUAUUUUGCUUUCUGUAAUAUAAGAUUUUGGAGGGAAAAAGUUUUUAAGUAUUGGUUUUAACAUUUGACGUGUAUAAAUGAGUUUGCUGGUGUGCUCUAAUUUAAAAAUUAGACGUUUAAGCUAUAUCUGUACAUUUAGAAGCCGAGACUUACCCCUCUGUUCAUUUUGGAACAAAGAGUUUAAAUAAAAAGCCUGAAGCAGGGGGGAGGAAAA
This is a messenger RNA of Eublepharis macularius, 2224 nucleotides long. RefSeq names its product SRY-box transcription factor 21 (gene SOX21). The transcript has a single exon. Gene Ontology annotation, molecular function: DNA-binding transcription factor activity, RNA polymerase II-specific; RNA polymerase II cis-regulatory region sequence-specific DNA binding. Gene Ontology annotation, biological process: regulation of DNA-templated transcription; cell differentiation; anatomical structure morphogenesis. NCBI's taxonomy places the organism in Eukaryota, Metazoa, Chordata, Lepidosauria, Squamata, Eublepharidae. The record is from RefSeq and is a predicted model, not a curated record. Bases 86 to 943 code for a protein of 285 amino acids.